Pocillopora meandrina is the source of this 1808-nucleotide messenger RNA. The record is from the annotation of a GenBank genome assembly. NCBI's taxonomy places the organism in Eukaryota, Metazoa, Cnidaria, Anthozoa, Scleractinia, Pocilloporidae.
UUCAGGGUACGCAGAGCUACGAGGAAGCAAAAGGGAGGAGAAAUUUCCGUGCCUGUGAUGCAAUCAAAUAAACAACUAAAGCAAAGCAUCCAUGAGGGAAUAGAGAGUGGCAAAUUUAACAUAGGAGAGCCAGUGAUAGAAAGAGAGAUUACCAAAUUGGCUAUAAAUGCACAGGGAGAGAUAGAGCAGAAGAAAUGCCUCUUGCAAGCAAGGAAAAUUCCCUUCCAAGACACGAGAAAAGAAGCAUUGAUUAAAAACAAAGACCUCCUUCAAAUAAAAAAUGAUGCAUUUUAUGAAGAGCUCAGUGAAAGUGAGAUUCGUGCAGAGCUAGAAAAGAUCAGUGAGGAUGUAAGGGGAACACAUGAUGAAAUCAAACAAAGGCUGAAAAGCUUUCAGCGGAAGAGGCAUUGGCUGAUUUGGCAUGACCAUUUUGUGUGAGAGAGAUGUAUGACCCAGCAAUUCAUCUCUCUGAUGCAGAAGCUAGAGUUAAAUAUGGAAAAGAUGUGGAUGUCCAGGCAACAGUGGAGAGGCCCUAUCUGUAUAUGCUGGGGCAGAGCAGUUCCAGCAUAAUUUGAAGAUCAGAUAAAAUUUGUUCCAGCCAGACAUGAUGAUUUAGUAAAUUUAACCCAAAAAGUGAAAACAGAGGAGGAUGUUGAAGUAGAAGAUGAGAUGAGAUUCAUGAAUGGAGACAACCCUGCAACAAACUUUGAAUGCAGAAAUCAGCAUGGAGGGCAUUAUGGUUGCCCAGGUUGUGAUGGGCAUUUAAGCAUGUGCCACGAUCUAGAUUACAUGGCCCAAAGAAAGUACAGAACAUUGACUGAACGGCAACAGCUGGUGUUAGCAGGAAGAAAAGGAAAAGAGGCAAAACAACUCUUGAACCCAUUUAAAGAUCUCAAGGUCAACGAGCUACAAGCUGAAAUUGAAGCAAGAGGACUUGGAGAUUCAGACAAAACCAAACCAGAACUUGCAGAAAUUUUAAAUGAAGAACUUGGAGGGGCAACAAGAAUUCCAGCACUGUUGUUUGGGGAUGAGAGUGUUUCUGUGGAAAGUCUCAACCUCCAGUCCUAUGAGGUACUGUGUUUUGAAGCUCUUCACUGCUCCAUGAAUCACAUUAAAAACAUUCUGGAAGAAAUUCCACAUCACAUUUCUGACAUUGAUACACUAAUAAAACUGAAAGAAAUACUAGCUGUCCAACUUAACAAUAAGAGAAAAAACGAGGAGUAGAUUAUCACAAGACACUAAUCUACUUAACUAUAGCCCUUUACCAGACAACAACCCAUGAUGUGAGAGCUUUGCUGGCCACCCUGUGUGAAAUGGUGGAAAUUUUUUAUGCCCAGGACAGAAAGAGGUCACCAAAGUUGAUAUUAAGGUUGCAUAACCUGUGUUGGAGGCAUGCAAUUUUGUGCCGAAAAGUGAUGACCCCAACUAGAGCCCUAACAAGCAGAAAGCUCUUUGGUAUAUACUUCCAUGCAUGUGUAUCUCAUUCCGCCUUUCUUCUCCAUCUUGCUUCACACCGUUCAACUAAUGCAGAAAUGUUUGAGAGGUUGUUUGAGGAGCUGACCGACAUCACCAGGAAGACCUGGAACAACCGAGUUGAAAGCUUACUGAGCAAUGCAGUUCUGCAUAUGCAAGCAGAGAAGACUUCAGGAGGAAACACAGCUGUGACCUGCAUCAUCAGGCAAGAAAAGGAAAUCAGCAACAUCAGCAAAGCCCUACCAAAGCUGGGAAACACAGUUUUACCCAAAGAUGUCAUCAACACACAUGCUAGGCACUGGGAGGCUCACCUUCAGUCUAUUGCUGACUUCCUC